Lactuca virosa is the source of this 935-nucleotide messenger RNA. The record is from the annotation of a GenBank genome assembly. Lineage: Eukaryota; Viridiplantae; Streptophyta; Magnoliopsida; Asterales; Asteraceae.
AUGGAUCCACAAGGGCAUGGGCAGCCUCAAUCUAGCAACAUGAUGAGCAGUGUAACUCAGUUAUCAUAUGCAACAAAUCCAUACGAGUCAACUCAACUGAGUGGGACCCCUGGGAGAGUACAAGUAGGUGGUGCAAUUCAAGCAACAAAUCAGCCUACAGCAGCUCAAUUAGCACAACAACAGUUGGCUUAUCAACAAAUCCAACAACAACAACAACAACAGCAACUUCAACAACAACUCCAAUCAUUUUGGGCAAACCAAUACAGAGAAAUCGAAAAUGUCACUGACUUCAAGAACCACAGUCUUCCAUUAGCAAGAAUCAAGAAAAUCAUGAAAGCUGAUGAAGAUGUGAGGAUGAUAUCAGCAGAAGCACCAAUUGUGUUUGCAAGGGCAUGUGAAAUGUUCAUAUUGGAGUUGACUUUAAGGUCAUGGAAUCACACUGAGGAGAAUAAAAGAAGGACAUUACAGAAGAAUGAUAUUGCUGCUGCAAUCACAAGGACUGAUAUUUUUGACUUUUUGGUUGAUAUUGUCCCAAGAGAGGAUAUUAAAGAUGAAGCAGGCUCCACCUUAUAUGGGUCCUGCCAUUUGGCCACCGCCACCUCAGCAGCCUCAAUCACCCUCGGAUUCAUAGAACAUGGAAGUGUUAAGUAUUUUGGAGUUUUAAAUUAUAAUCCACUUUCCAGUGAAUCCAAUGAUAUUACUGAAGCAUAUGAUGGUGGUGGAUCAUGGCUUUGUUUUUUUUUAUUUUCUUUAAAUAAGGAAAUACAUGUUGAUUUCCCUAACAUAUGCAUUGGUUUGGGUUAGUACUUGGGAAGUCAAAACAUUUUAAUGCCAAAUCCAGUGAAAUUUUGUGUUAUAUGAGUCAAUAGUUGCAUAUUAUGUUGAAUUUGUUAAAAAAAAGUUGUUUUCAUGAUGAAAUCAUGAAACAUGGUCAU